Molecule: messenger RNA, 3189 nt
Organism: Acipenser ruthenus (sterlet)
Lineage: Eukaryota; Metazoa; Chordata; Actinopteri; Acipenseriformes; Acipenseridae
Product: membrane-associated phosphatidylinositol transfer protein 3-like
Exons: 19
Coding region: 269-3187 (972 amino acids)
Biological process (GO): phospholipid transport
Cellular component (GO): cytoplasm
Molecular function (GO): phosphatidylcholine binding; phosphatidylinositol binding; metal ion binding
Source: RefSeq, a predicted model, not a curated record
AAGUCAAAUUGUGAAGCAGCGGUAAGACAUGCCCAGGACCCGUCCCUUGAAAUGCAUGGAGGCAGGAGCUUGCUGCAGCCACAGUCUCUGUAGCAGCGAGAGCCGCGCCGAGCCGAGCCGAGCCGAGCCGGGCAGCAUUUCGUAACAGGAGACACACAGCACCGUACAUGUAAUCUCUCCCAGUAAUUAUAAUAGCUGGAGCCUGUCAGUAGGUAGACUGCUGAGAAAAAGAGGCGACAAGAGGGGAGCAGCACCAAUACACCCCAGGAUGGCUAAAGAAGCUACCGGAAAAGCUGCCUCCCACAAGCAGAGCUCCCCCCAGUGGCGGAUGCAGAACAUAGCGCAUGAGUCGGUGGAGAGCUCAGACGAGGAAUUCUUCGACGCUCGGGAGGAUGUGCUGGAGGGGAAGAGUGCCAUGCUGCUGGGCAUGAGCCAGUGGAACUCCAAUGACCUGGUGGAGCAGAUCGAGACCCUGGGGCACAUCGACCAGUCGCAAGAGAGUCUGUAUCGAGCGGUGCUGGGCCGGGGGCGCUGUACUGCACAGAGCAGCAUCGACGGCAUGGAGGACAGCGAGAGGGUGUGUCGAACCCACAUCCUCAUCCUGGUCCUGCACGGGGGGAACAUCCUGGACAGCGGGGGAGGGGACCAGAACUCCAAGAUGGCGGACAUCAACACGUUCCGCUCGGUGUUCCAGAAGGUGGCCCGCGCGCACUUCCCCGCCGCCAGCGAGCGCGUGCAAAUGAAGCUGGUGCCCUGCUCCGCCAUCUGCACCGAAGCCUUCUCCCUCGUCUCCAACUUGAACCCGUACAGCUAUGACGAGAGCUGCCUGUCCAGCAGCGUUGACCACAUCCCCCUGGCCGCUCUGCCCCUCCUCGCCAUCUCGUCACCGCAGUACCAGGAGGCUGUCGCCACGGUGAUCACCAGAGCCAAUCAGGUCUACCACGACUUCCUCAAGUCCCAGGAAGGGGUCGGCUUUAGCGGACAGGUGUGUCUGAUGGGGGACUGUGUGGGAGGGAUCCUGGGCUUUGAUGCCCUGUGUUUCAGCGCCUGCACGAGAGCCGAGAGCCAGGGCAGUAGCCGUCAGGACAGCACAGAGAGCCUGCAGGAGAACCCCAGGGUGUCAGAGGGUGGUGGGCUGGGCUUCAGCUCCAGCAAGCGUCUCAGCAAGAGCAACAUCGACAUCUCAGGGGUCAUGGGGGAGGCACCGUCGCCAAGGCAACCGCUGGGGCGGAACCAGAGCGACUCCUCCAACUACGAGUGUGGCUCGAUAACUCAGCACCACGCCUUCCUCAGCAGUAUCCAGCCCAGUCUGUUGCAGGACUCUGAUCUCCAGCAGGGAAGCAGCUCCAGUCUCCAGGUCUUCAAUCCUGGGAAGUUUGAUUUCGAGGUGUCAGAUUUUUUCCUGUUCGGAUCGCCGCUGGGACUGGUUCUAGCCAUGAGGAGGACCGUGCUGCCCGAAAUCCAGGUGUCUCUGCUGAACCCUGCCUGCACUCAACUCUACAGCCUCUUCCACCCCGCGGACCCCUCAGCCUCCCGCCUCGAACCUCUGCUGCACCGCCGCUUCCACCAGCUGGCUCCCUUCCCAGUGCCCCGCUACCAGCACUGCCCCCUGGGGGACGGGAGGUCCAAUCUGCUCGCGGACGCGAUCCACAGCAGCCCGUGGGUGUUCCUGGAGCCCGGCCAAGCCCUCGCUCCCCCCCCUGCCUCUGCACCUGCCUCUGCACCUGCCCCUGCACCUGCACCUGCCCCUGCCUCUUCCUCUGCACCUGCACCUGUACCUGCCCCUGCCUCUGCCCCUGCCCGCAGAGCAAGCCAGACCAGCAUGGGCAGCGAGGUGUCAGGCUGCUCCCUCAGCCAGCUCGCCAGCACCAUCACCAACAUCUCAAGUGCGUGGUGGGGUACGAAGCGGCUGGACUACGCCCUCUACUGUCCGGACGUGCUCACUGCAUUCCCCACCGUGGCCCUGCCACACCUCUUCCACGCCAGCUACUGGGAGUCCACCGAUGUCGUGGCCUUCGUGCUUCGCCAGGUGAUGCGCUGCGAGAGUGUCAACGCCCAGGAGGCGGACGGCUCAGACUCCGCCCUCUUCUCGCCCUCGAACCCGCGAGAGAAGUGGCAGCGGCGGCGCACUCCCGUCAAGCUGCGGAAUGUCACGGCCAAUCACAGAGCCAAUGAUGUCAUCGCAACGGAGGACGGCUCGCAGACUCUGAUUGGUCGGUUCAUGUAUGGACCUCUCGACAUGGUCACCUUGACCGGUGAAAAGGUGGAUGUCCAGUUGAUGACUCAGCCCUCGUCCGGACGCUGGGUUCACUUCGACACCGAGGUCACCAACAGCAACGGCCGCGUCUCCUACACCAUCCCCGAAGACAAGCGGCUGGGCGUGGGGGUGUACCCCAUCAAAAUGAUCGUCAAGGGUGACCAGACCAGCGCGGAAGCCUUCCUGACAGUGCUGCCUCGCGGGAUGGAGUGCGUGGUGUUCAGCAUCGACGGCUCCUUCGCUGCCAGCGUCUCCAUCAUGGGCAGCGACCCCAAAGUGCGGGCAGGAGCCGUGGAUGUGGUCAGGCACUGGCAGGACCUGGGCUACCUGAUCAUCUACAUCACGGGCCGGCCGGACAUGCAGAAGCAGCGCGUGGUCUCCUGGCUCUCGCAGCACAACUUCCCCCAGGGCAUGAUCUUCUUCUCCGACGGGCUGGUGCACGACCCACUGAGGCAGAAAACCAUCUUCCUGCGCAACCUGGUCCAAGAGUGCCACAUCAAGAUCAGCGCUGCCUAUGGGUCCAUGAAGGAUAUCUCUGUGUACAAUGUGCUGGACCUCCCUCCCUCCCAGAUAUACAUCGUGGGACGUCCCUCCAAGAAAUACCAGAACCAGUGCCAGUUCCUGAGCGAGGGGUACGCAGCGCACCUCUCCUCUCUGCAGUUCGGGCAUCGCUCCCGUCCCAAGAAGAGCUCGGUCCGCAUGGUGCUGCGCAAGGGCAGCUUCGGGCUCUCGGCUAAGCCCGACUUCCUGCGCAAGCGAGCCCACCUGCGGCGCACCAUGUCCGUGCAGCAGCCCGACCCGCCCUCCACCCCCAACCCCAAACCCGAGAGGGCGCAGAGCCAGCCCGAGUCCGACAAGGAUCCAGAGAGGCACCCGGGGCCGGGGGUGUGGGUGCGAGGAGCUGGGCAGCGCGGGGACUCCACGCCCUGAGA